GCCCGCCCGCUCAACACUCCGCCGUAUUUAGCUUUUCCUUUAGCCGCUGCUAUUAUAUACACUUUUAGUGGACUUACGACUGACACAGAAACGCGAGUAUUAACCCAGCAAGGCACCAUUCCUAACCUCUACGCCGCAGGUGAGGUUACCGGCCAUUUCCAUAAC
Molecule: messenger RNA, 165 nt
Organism: Aspergillus steynii IBT 23096
Lineage: Eukaryota; Fungi; Ascomycota; Eurotiomycetes; Eurotiales; Aspergillaceae
Exons: 1
Source: RefSeq, a predicted model, not a curated record